UCUCAAGCUCGCUCGCUCUCCCUCUCCCCGGGCCGUGGAAAGGAUCCCACUUCCGGUGGGGUGUCAUGGCGGCGUCUCGGACUGUGAUGGCUGAGGGGAGACGGCGCUAGUGGGGAGAGCGACCAAGAGGCCCCCUCCCCUCCCCGGGUCCCCCUCCCCCGCCCCCCUUCCCCCUGCCUCCUCGCCAACGCCCCCUUCCCCUGUCCCCCUCCCGGCUCGGCGCAGGCCCCCCAUCCCCACCCCCGUGGGAACGUUCGGAGCCCGCACUCCUCGGACCCUCUCCUCGCCUCUGCCUUCACCUCGGCCCCCGCUCCCCGCCCUCUUCCCGGCCCUGGGCGCCGGCCGGCCCGUCCCUCCGCCGCCCCCCGGCCGCGGGGAGGACAUGGCCGCGCACAGGCCGGUGGAAUGGGUCCAGGCCGUGGUCAGCCGCUUCGACGAGCAGCUUCCAAUAAAAACAGGACAGCAGAACACGCAUACCAAAGUCAGUACUGAACACAACAAGGAAUGUCUUAUUAAUAUUUCCAAAUACAAGUUUUCUUUGGUUAUCAGCGGCCUCACCACUAUCUUAAAGAAUGUUAACAAUAUGAGAAUAUUUGGAGAAGCUGCUGAAAAAAAUUUAUAUCUCUCUCAGUUGAUUAUAUUGGAUACACUGGAAAAAUGUCUUGCUGGGCAACCAAAGGACACAAUGAGAUUAGAUGAAACGAUGCUGGUCAAACAGUUGCUGCCAGAAAUCUGCCAUUUUCUUCACACCUGUCGUGAAGGAAACCAACAUGCAGCUGAACUUCGGAAUUCUGCAUCUGGGGUUUUAUUUUCUCUCAGCUGCAACAACUUCAACGCAGUGUUUAGUCGCAUCUCUACCAGGUUACAGGAAUUGACUGUUUGUUCAGAAGACAAUGUUGAUGUUCAUGAUAUAGAAUUGUUACAGUAUAUCAAUGUGGAUUGUGCAAAAUUAAAACGACUCCUAAAGGAAACAGCAUUUAAAUUUAAAGCCCUAAAGAAGGUUGCACAGUUAGCAGUUAUAAAUAGCCUGGAAAAAGCAUUUUGGAACUGGGUAGAAAAUUAUCCAGAUGAAUUUACAAAGCUGUACCAGAUUCCGCAGACUGAUAUGGCUGAGUGUGCAGAAAAACUGUUUGACUUGGUGGAUGGUUUUGCCGAAAGCACCAAGCGUAAAGCAGCGGUUUGGCCACUGCAAAUCAUUCUCCUUAUCUUGUGUCCAGAAAUAAUUCAGGAUAUCUCCAAGGAUGUGGUUGAUGAAAACAACAUGAAUAAGAAGUUGUUUCUGGACAGCCUACGGAAAGCACUUGCCGGCCAUGGAGGAAGCAGGCAGCUGACGGAGAGUGCUGCAAUAGCCUGUGUCAAACUGUGCAAAGCAAGUACUUACAUCAACUGGGAAGACAACUCUGUCAUUUUCCUCCUAGUCCAGUCCAUGGUGGUUGAUCUUAAGAACCUGCUUUUUAAUCCAAGUAAGCCAUUCUCAAGAGGCAGUCAGCCCGCAGAUGUGGAUCUGAUGAUUGACUGCCUUGUCUCUUGCUUUCGUAUAAGCCCUCACAACAACCAACACUUUAAGAUCUGCCUGGCUCAGAAUUCCCCUUCUACAUUUCACUAUGUGCUGGUAAAUUCACUCCAUCGAAUCAUCACCAAUAGCACUUUCAAGCAUGGACUUGGCACUGCUUCUGCGUUGGAUUGGUGGCCUAAGAUCGAUGCUGUAUAUUGUCACUCAGUCGAGCUUCGAAACAUGUUUGGUGAAACGCUUCAUAAAGCAGUGCAGGGUUGUGGAGCACACCCAGCAAUACGAAUGGCACCGAGUCUUACAUUUAAAGAAAAAGUAACAAGCCUUAAAUUUAAAGAAAAACCUACAGACCUGGAGACAAGAAGCUAUAAGUAUCUUCUCCUGUCCAUGGUGAAACUCAUUCAUGCGGAUCCAAAGCUCUUGCUUUGUAAUCCAAGGAAACAGGGGCCUGAAACCCAAGGCAGUACAGCGGAAUUAAUUACAGGGCUCGUCCAGCUGGUCCCUCAGUCACACAUGCCAGAGAUCGCACAGGAGGCAAUGGAGGCUCUGCUGGUUCUUCAUCAGUUAGAUAGCAUUGAUUUGUGGAAUCCUGAUGCUCCUGUGGAAACAUUUUGGGAAAUUAGCUCUCAAAUGCUUUUUUACAUCUGCAAGAAAUUAACUAGCCAUCAAAUGCUUAGUAGCACAGAAAUUCUCAAAUGGUUGCGGGAAAUUUUGAUCUGCAGGAAUAAAUUUCUUCUUAAAAAUAAGCAGGCAGAUAGAAGUUCCUGUCACUUUCUCUUCCUUUACGGGGUAGGAUGUGAUGUUCCUUCGAGUGGAGCUACCAGUCAGAUGUCCAUGGAUCAUGAAGAAUUAAUACGUACUUGUACGCCUGGAGCCUCUCUUCGGAAGGGAAAAGGAAACUCAUCCAUGGAUAGUGCAGCAGGGUGCAGCGGCACACCGCCGAUAUGCCGACAGGCUCAGACCAAACUCGAAGUGGCCCUGUACAUGUUUCUGUGGAGCCCUGACACUGAAGCUGUUCUGGUUGCCAUGUCCUGCUUCCGCCACCUCUGUGAGGAGGCAGAUAUCCGGUGUGGGGUGGAUGAAGUGUCGGUGCACAACUUCUUGCCCAACUAUAACACAUUCAUGGAAUUUGCCUCUGUCAGCAAUAUGAUGUCAACAGGAAGAGCAGCACUUCAGAAAAGAGUGAUGGCACUACUCAGGCGCAUCGAGCACCCCACUGCAGGAAACACGGAGGCUUGGGAAGAUACACAUGCAAAGUGGGAACAAGCCACAAAACUAAUCCUCAACUAUCCAAAAGCUAAAAUGGAAGAUGGCCAGGCUGCUGAAAGCCUUCACAAGACCAUUGUUAAGAGGCGAAUGUCUCAUGUGAGUGGAGGAGGAUCCAUAGAUUUGUCUGACACGGACUCCCUACAGGAAUGGAUCAACAUGACUGGCUUCCUUUGCGCCCUUGGGGGAGUGUGCCUGCAGCAAAGAAGCAACUCUGGCUUGGCAACCUAUAGCCCCCCUAUGGGCCCAGUCAGUGAACGCAAGGGUUCCAUGAUUUCGGUGAUGUCCUCGGAGGGAAAUGCGGAUACACCUGUCAGCAAAUUUAUGGAUCGGCUGUUAUCCUUAAUGGUGUGUAACCAUGAGAAAGUGGGACUUCAAAUACGGACCAACGUUAAGGAUCUGGUGGGUCUAGAAUUGAGUCCUGCUCUUUAUCCAAUGCUAUUUAACAAAUUGAAGAAUACCAUCAGCAAGUUUUUUGACUCGCAAGGACAGGUUUUAUUGACCGACACCAAUACUCAGUUUGUGGAGCAAACCAUAGCUAUAAUGAAGAACUUACUAGAUAAUCAUACCGAAGGCAGCUCCGAACAUCUGGGGCAAGCUAGCAUUGAAACAAUGAUGUUAAAUCUAGUCAGAUAUGUUCGAGUGCUUGGGAACAUGGUCCAUGCAAUUCAAAUAAAAACGAAGCUGUGUCAGUUAGUCGAGGUAAUGAUGGCAAGGAGAGAUGACCUCUCAUUUUGUCAAGAGAUGAAAUUUAGGAAUAAAAUGGUAGAAUACCUGACAGACUGGGUCAUGGGAACAUCAAACCAAGCAGCAGAUGAUGAUGUAAAAUGUCUUACAAGAGACUUGGACCAGGCGAGCAUGGAAGCCGUUGUUUCACUCCUGGCUGGUCUUCCACUGCAGCCUGAGGAAGGAGAUGGUGUGGAAUUGAUGGAAGCCAAGUCACAGUUAUUUCUGAAGUAUUUCACAUUGUUUAUGAACCUUUUGAAUGACUGUAGUGAAGUUGAAGAUGAAAAUGCACAAACAGGUGGCAGGAAACGUGGCAUGUCCCGGAGGCUGGCAUCACUGAGGCACUGCACAGUCCUUGCAAUGUCCAACUUACUCAAUGCUAAUGUGGACAGUGGCCUCAUGCACUCCAUAGGUUUAGGUUAUCACAAAGAUCUUCAGACAAGAGCUACAUUUAUGGAAGUUCUGACAAAAAUCCUCCAGCAAGGCACAGAAUUUGACACGCUUGCAGAAACGGUGCUGGCCGACCGGUUUGAGAGGCUGGUGGAGUUGGUCACAAUGAUGGGAGACCAGGGAGAGCUCCCAAUAGCCAUGGCUUUGGCCAACGUGGUCCCGUGUUCUCAGUGGGAUGAACUAGCUCGAGUUCUAGUGACUCUGUUUGAUUCUCGGCAUUUGCUCUACCAACUGCUCUGGAACAUGUUUUCUAAGGAAGUAGAAUUGGCAGACUCCAUGCAGACUCUUUUCCGAGGAAACAGCUUAGCCAGUAAAAUAAUGACCUUCUGUUUCAAGGUAUAUGGUGCUACCUACCUACAAAAACUCCUGGAUCCGUUAUUACGAAUCGUGAUCACAUCCUCUGACUGGCAACAUGUUAGCUUUGAAGUGGAUCCUACCAGGUUAGAACAAUCAGAGAGCCUUGAGGAAAACCAACGGAACCUUCUGCAGAUGACUGAAAAGUUCUUCCAUGCCAUCAUCAGUUCCUCCUCAGAAUUCCCCCCUCAGCUUCGAAGUGUGUGCCACUGUUUAUACCAGGCAACUUGCCACUCCCUACUGAAUAAAGCUACAGUAAAAGAAAAAAAGGAAAACAAAAAAUCAGUGGUUAGCCAGCGUUUCCCUCAGAACAGCAUCGGUGCGGUGGGAAGUGCCAUGUUCCUCAGAUUUAUCAAUCCUGCCAUUGUCUCACCGUAUGAAGCAGGGAUUUUAGAUAAAAAGCCGCCACCUAGAAUUGAAAGGGGCUUGAAGUUAAUGUCAAAGAUACUUCAGAGCAUUGCCAAUCAUGUUCUCUUCACAAAAGAAGAGCAUAUGCGGCCUUUUAAUGAUUUUGUGAAAAGCAACUUUGAUGCAGCGCGGAGGUUUUUCCUUGAUAUAGCAUCUGAUUGUCCUACCAGUGAUGCAGUAAAUCAUAGUCUCUCCUUCAUCAGCGAUGGCAAUGUGCUUGCUUUACAUCGUCUACUCUGGAACAAUCAAGAGAAAAUUGGCCAGUAUCUUUCCAGUAACAGGGAUCACAAAGCUGUUGGAAGACGACCUUUUGAUAAGAUGGCAACACUUCUUGCGUACUUGGGUCCUCCAGAGCACAAACCUGUGGCCGAUACACAUUGGUCCAGCCUUAACCUUACCAGUUCAAAGUUUGAGGAAUUUAUGACUAGGCAUCAAGUACAUGAAAAAGAAGAGUUCAAGGCUUUGAAAACAUUAAGUAUUUUCUACCAAGCUGGGACUUCCAAAGCUGGGAAUCCUAUAUUUUAUUAUGUUGCACGGAGGUUUAAAACUGGCCAAAUCAAUGGCGAUUUGCUGAUAUACCACGUCUUGCUGACUUUAAAGCCAUAUUAUGCAAAGCCAUAUGAAAUUGUAGUGGACCUUACCCAUACCGGGCCUAGCAAUCGCUUUAAAACGGACUUUCUCUCCAAGUGGUUUGUUGUUUUUCCUGGCUUUGCUUAUGACAAUGUCUCUGCAGUCUAUAUCUAUAACUGCAACUCCUGGGUCAGAGAGUAUACCAAGUAUCACGAACGGCUACUGACUGGCCUCAAAGGCAGCAAGAGGCUCAUUUUCAUCGACUGUCCUGGGAAACUGGCUGAGCACAUAGAGCAUGAACAACAGAAACUGCCUGCUGCCACGCUGGCUUUAGAAGAGGACCUGAAGGUAUUCCACAAUGCGCUCAAGCUAGCUCACAAAGACACCAAGGUUUCUAUUAAAGUUGGUUCUACUGCUGUUCAAGUAACCUCAGCAGAGCGAACAAAAGUCCUAGGACAGUCGGUCUUUCUAAAUGAUAUCUAUUAUGCUUCGGAAAUUGAAGAGAUCUGCCUGGUGGAUGAGAACCAGUUUACCUUAACCAUUGCAAACCAGGGCACACCGCUCACCUUCAUGCACCAGGAGUGCGAAGCCAUCGUCCAGUCUAUCAUUCACAUCCGGACCCGCUGGGAGCUGUCGCAGCCCGACUCCAUCCCCCAGCACACCAAGAUUCGGCCAAAAGAUGUCCCUGGGACACUACUCAAUAUUGCAUUACUUAAUUUAGGCAGUUCCGACCCUAGUUUACGGUCAGCUGCCUAUAAUCUUCUCUGUGCCUUAACUUGUACCUUUAAUUUAAAAAUCGAGGGCCAGCUACUAGAGACGUCAGGUUUAUGCAUCCCUGCCAACAACACCCUCUUUAUUGUCUCUAUUAGUAAGACACUGGCAGCCAAUGAGCCACAUCUCACCUUAGAAUUUUUGGAAGAGUGUAUUUCUGGAUUUAGCAAAUCUAGUAUUGAAUUGAAACACCUUUGUUUGGAAUACAUGACUCCAUGGCUGUCAAACCUAGUCCGUUUUUGUAAGCACAAUGAUGAUGCCAAACGACAAAGAGUUACUGCCAUUCUCGAUAAGCUGAUAACAAUGACCAUAAAUGAGAAACAGAUGUACCCAUCUAUUCAAGCCAAAAUAUGGGGGAGCCUUGGGCAGAUUACAGAUCUCCUUGACGUUGUACUAGACAGUUUCAUCAAAACCAGUGCGACAGGUGGCUUGGGAUCAAUAAAAGCCGAGGUGAUGGCAGAUACUGCCGUAGCUUUGGCUUCUGGAAAUGUGAAAUUGGUUUCCAGCAAGGUUAUUGGAAGGAUGUGCAAAAUAAUUGACAAGACAUGCUUGUCUCCAACUCCUACCUUAGAGCAGCAUCUCAUGUGGGACGACAUUGCCAUCCUUGCACGCUACAUGCUGAUGCUGUCCUUCAACAAUUCCCUUGACGUGGCAGCUCAUCUCCCCUACCUCUUCCACGUUGUUACUUUCUUAGUAGCCACGGGGCCGCUCUCCCUUAGAGCUUCCACACACGGAUUGGUCAUUAAUAUCAUUCACUCUCUGUGUACUUGUUCACAGCUGCAUUUUAGUGAAGAGACCAAGCAAGUUUUGAGACUCAGUCUGACAGAGUUCUCCUUACCCAAGUUUUACUUGCUGUUUGGCAUUAGCAAAGUCAAGUCAGCUGCCGUCAUUGCCUUCCGCUCCAGUUACCGGGACAGGUCGUUCUCUCCUGGCUCCUAUGAGAGGGAGACUUUUGCUUUGACAUCCUUGGAAACAGUCACAGAAGCUUUGUUGGAGAUAAUGGAGGCAUGUAUGAGAGAUAUUCCAACAUGCAAGUGGCUGGACCAGUGGACGGAACUAGCUCAAAGAUUCGCAUUCCAAUAUAAUCCAUCCCUGCAACCGAGAGCUCUUGUUGUCUUUGGCUGUAUUAGCAAGCGAGUGUCUCAUGGGCAGAUAAAGCAGAUUAUCCGUAUUCUUAGCAAGGCACUUGAGAGUUGCUUAAAAGGACCUGAUACUUACAACAGUCAAGUUCUAAUAGAAGCCACAGUAAUAGCGCUAACCAAAUUACAGCCGCUCCUCAAUAAGGACUCCCCUCUGCACAAAGCCCUCUUUUGGGUAGCUGUGGCUGUGCUGCAGCUCGAUGAGGUCAACUUGUAUUCAGCAGGCACCGCACUUCUUGAACAAAACCUGCACACCUUAGACAGUCUGCGGAUAUUCAACGACAAGAGUCCAGAGGAAGUAUUUAUGGCAAUCCGGAACCCUCUGGAAUGGCACUGCAAGCAGAUGGAUCAUUUUGUUGGACUCAAUUUCAACUCUAACUUUAACUUCGCGCUGGUUGGACACCUCUUAAAAGGGUACAGGCAUCCUUCACCUGCCAUUGUUGCAAGAACGGUCAGAAUUCUGCAUACACUACUGACUCUGGUCAACAAACAUAGAAACUGUGACAAAUUUGAGGUGAACACACAGAGCGUGGCUUACUUGGCAGCCUUACUCACAGUGUCUGAGGAGGUUCGAAGUCGCUGUAGCCUAAAACAUAGAAAGUCUCUUCUUCUUACUGAUAUUUCAAUGGAAAAUGUUCCUAUGGAUACAUAUCCCAUCCAUCAUGGCGACCCCAGCUAUAGGACGCUAAAGGAGAACCAGCCGUGGUCAUCUCCCAAAGGUUCUGAGGGGUACCUUGCAGCCACCUAUCCAGCCGUGGGCCAGACCAGUCCCCGGGCCAGGAAGUCCAUGAGCUUGGACAUGGGGCAACCUUCUCAGGCCAACACAAAGAAGUUGCUGGGAACAAGGAAAAGUUUUGAUCACUUGAUAUCAGACACAAAGGCUCCUAAAAGGCAAGAAAUGGAAUCAGGGAUCACAACACCCCCCAAAAUGAGGAGAGUAGCAGAAACUGAUUAUGAAAUGGAAACUCAGAGGAUUUCCUCAUCACAACAACACCCGCAUUUGCGUAAAGUUUCGGUGUCUGAAUCAAAUGUUCUCUUGGAUGAAGAAGUACUUACUGAUCCAAAGAUCCAAGCGCUUCUUCUUACCGUUCUGGCUACACUGGUAAAAUAUACCACGGAUGAGUUUGAUCAGCGAAUUCUUUACGAAUACUUAGCGGAAGCCAGUGUUGUUUUCCCCAAGGUUUUUCCAGUCGUACACAAUUUGUUGGACUCUAAGAUCAACACCCUAUUGUCAUUGUGCCAAGAUCCAAAUUUGUUAAAUCCAAUUCAUGGAAUUGUGCAGAGUGUGGUGUACCAUGAGGAAUCUCCACCACAGUACCAGACAUCGUACCUGCAAAGUUUUGGUUUUAAUGGCUUGUGGCGGUUUGCAGGACCCUUUUCAAAGCAAACCCAAAUCCCAGACUAUGCUGAGCUUAUUGUUAAGUUUCUUGAUGCCUUGAUUGACACGUAUUUGCCUGGAAUUGAUGAAGAAACCAGUGAGGAGUCCCUCCUGACACCCACUUCUCCUUAUCCUCCUGCAGUGCAGAGCCAGCUUAGUAUCACUGCUAACCUUAACCUUUCUAAUUCCAUGACCUCACUCGCAACUUCCCAGCAUUCCCCAGAGGACAGUGUUUCUCCAAGUGUGAUUCCUAGACCAGCAUCGGCGUCAUUUGGGAGCUCGCUAGAAUGCAGGUGCUACAGUCCCACUGCAGACCUCCUGCGGAUCGACAAGGAGAACGUUGAACUCUCCCCCACCUCUGGCCACUGUAACAGUGGACGCACUCGCCAUGGAUCCGCAAGCCAGGUGCAGAAGCAAAGAAGCGCUGGCAGUUUCAAACGUAAUAGCAUUAAGAAGAUCGUGUGAAGCUUUCUUCCUUUCCUUUUUCAAACAGACUUAACUCACACGGGCUCUUCGCCAGUGACCCCUCACCACCGUGCUGUGACGCUGCACUUCAUGUUCCACGAGGAGCCCGUCCGAGUCUGCCAUGUUGCCAGAUGAUCAACUCUUGGAAGCAUUGCCUAAAUCUGAUGCUGCUUUUUCUUUAACUUUUGUUGUUGUCGUCGUUCUCCUACUUUUGGUGUGUCUGGUGUGAGCAGGUGUUCGGAACAACUGCAAAGAAAGUGGGAGGUCAGGACGCUUGAACUGAGAACGUCCCACUUGUGAGAAAGGAUGAACUCUUGAUUACUGCUACCACUGGCCAGCUAUGAAAGCCAUUUGCACAGAGCUCUGCCUUCUAUGUUUUCCCCUCCUUCGUCCUACAAAGUAAAGUGUUAGUCUCACUUACACACUUUUCGAGAUAGGAGUUCAUGGGACAAGUAGCACUAUAACCCCGGUAUGUUUAAUCUGACUUUUAGCUGUGGACUUUUUUUUACCUUACAAAACCGAAGGAACCGUAGACGUCAAGCCUCAGUGACUUCACACCGUAAAGCCACAGGCAAGGUACUUUGGGGGGUGGAGGGAUUUAGAGUUUUGUAAUGAGUUCUUACGAAAUACUAACACUCGAGUAUUAGCAAUAAUCACAGGAAAGGAAGCAUAACCACGUAUAUCUUAACAUUACCGAAUUAAAGCGACGGGUUCUGAGGCCUUAUCCAAACUCAGUCAUCCAAACUAGUUUAUUUUUGUCUCCAGUUGAUUAUCUUUUAACCUUUAAGUAUGCUGAAAGUUGUUGUUUCUGUUUUUGUAAGCCAAAACUAUACUAAGUAUAGUCAUGAUCUGUUUUCCCCCUCCUUCUCUUCUUUCCUAAAUAAUUCUGAGCAGGGUAACCCGUGAACAAAGUGUUGGAAAUUGUUCCUUGAAGGUCAUUUUCGUAAAUGUUUGCAUUAGCUCCAUAGCAAAAUGGAAUGGUACGGGACUUCUAGAGUAGCUGAUGCUUUUCAUUUCGUUGGAUGAUUUUCCCAGAAACAGAGUGUGGUGUAUAUUAUCAAAAGUUUCUUUGAUGACAUGUAUUUUAAGUGUCUUGUGAUCUCACCCCCUCCCCUCCGAAAAAAUCAGGAAUCCUUUUAGCAAACCAUUUGGGUUCUAUAUGAUAGAACUGCAUUUAACCACUGUGAAAGGACGGGCCGGCCUGCAUUAGUGUGACAAUAGGGGACCUUAACAGUUGCUGCUAUACUGAACCGUAUGGGUUAUCCUGGUGUUGGAAUUUCCCUGGUAAUGCAGACCCAAGUUUUGGGUGGUACCUGCAGUAUGCAAAAUGAUUUGACUUCAGUGAACACAGUCGUAGUAUCCGGAUGUUCCAAUUUAGAACUGAACCGUAUUUAUUACAAAAAGAUAAUAUCCCCCUAUUCCCAGGUUCCCUUUAUAUGUUCCGAUGUGAUGGCUUUGGGAGGGGAAAGAAACGUAGGGGAGGGGAGCCUCCUGUAGUGCUAUUCCAUGAGCGGAUUUCAGUAAAUUAAAUUCCACAGCUAAAUCAAGAAAUAAUGGUACAUUGAAGUGUUCUGAUUUUAAUAAUAUAACACAUUUCACAUUUAUCCACACAGUAACAAUGUAAUAUGUUAAUGUAAAUAAAAUUGCUUUUGAUAUUGAGAAAUAACAAGAAUUUAAUUUUUUUAAUUUGUUUACAGUCUCGGAAAAGUAAGAACCAUCUGCCAAAAUAAAAGGAGAAAACACUUUAGUUAAUACUAAAGUUAAUAGUUAUUUUGACAUAGAACUGUUGGAAAAUAUUGAAGACAGGUGCAAUUAACUAAAUUUGUGUUUUUAUUGUAGAGGCUGCGUUAGAGUAGUGUUUAUGGUAACAGAGCAACUAAGUCUCUAAAGAUGCUAAGACUAGAGCUGAGUUUAGAGGUAGAUCCUUAACAACCCGAUGCCGCGCUGCUGUUAAGGUCGUGGUUCUCCCACGACCCCGUGCUCCUGGGAAGGUAUCGCGACUCCUUGGAUCCUGGAAUAAAAGGCAGAUGUGAGCCUUUAAUCAUUGUGGUUCCACGUUUUUCCUCUUGGUUGGUUCGGUGCGUGUCGGUGGGUGUUGUCACACUGUUCUGCUUCUCCCAAUCAAAAUAGAGCAACUGCCAAAGGUUUUCUGUUAAAAAUAGUGAUGUUUCCAUAACAAACUUUUCCAGGUAUGAUAUUUCUUAAAUUUAUUCAUUAUUUCCCUCUAGUGUAAUGAAUGGAAUGAAUUCACUUGAAGUACCUCACGAAAUGAUCAGCGUUGCACAAAUCAAAAUUGAGCCUUCUUUGAACUGCGAAAAUACUUUUUUGAUCAGUACAUCCUGGAAAUUUGAGAACGCCCUAAGGUUUAAAAUUUACCUUGUUUAGAGAACUUCUGACUUUUGAGGAGAACCUAACUUUCCAAGUAACUAAAAUGAACAUGAGCCUAAGCCUCACCAGUACUCGUCCCCUGAGAAAUGAAACACUCUCUCAGGCUUCCUGCCACCAUCUAUCUACACAAGAAAUCUGAGGUUCAGAGCAAGUUGCCCAUUUUGCGUAAUCCGAUGUGAGUUCUACAAAGAACAUCAUAAUUGGGGUUCGUGGAUGUUUCCCCUGACUUGCUAAAGAGGCAAACGUGACGCAGCACGUCGCUGUGCAGAACCCACCUGUUUUAUCACGGGCCCCAUCCCAGGGGUGCGCCCUCAUUCACCAACAUCGCGACGCCGUUCCCUGGCUCUGGGGGAAAACGGCGAGGCUCUGCCCUUCAUCCACUCACCCCUCCCCUGCCUGUUACAGAAUGCCAGCCCCGUGCAAUCCUGAUGGGGGGCGGGGAGGGAGGAGAAGGGGGCGCCUGGACCCCCAGGAGCAGUCAGCUGCCACCCCCACAGGACUCCCUCCCUGCUUAGCGGGUUUUAGGCUUUUUCCGUUUUGUUUUGGCUUUCUGUUUGCUACACCCCUCCCAGCCCUCCAGGCAUCAUGAGGCAUGUCUUAUUCAAUGUUAUGCAAUGGACUUCUAAACAAAAUUCACUCUUCGUGUCAGCCACACAAUUUUUUUUAAAGCAGUAUAUUCACCUGUAAAUAGUUUGUGUAAAAUUUGACAGAAAAGUAUAUUUACUACACUGUAAAUACAUGUGAUGAUAUAUUGUAUUAUUUUGCUUUUUUUGUAAAGCAGUUAGUUGCUGUACAUGGAUAACAAAAAUUUGAUUAUUCUCGUGUUAGUAUUGUUAACUUCUUCCUGCGACUGCGUUACAUCAUUUAAAGAAAAUGCUGUGUAUUGUAAACUUACAUUGUAUACGAUAACUUCCUCUCCUUUCCAUCUGGGCCUAAACUUUGGCAGUUCCCUCGUCUACAGCCUUGUGAAUAUUGUCCGCCAGCAGGAGAAAUACUGCCCAGCAGUCAGAAUGGAUCAUUGUAGGGGAAAAUUGUAGAAAUCCAUUUCAGACCAUUGUUGUUCCCACCCCGUUUUCCUCCCUGUGUAUGUACUCCACACCACCCACCCACCCCCCUUUUUUUAAGUAAAAUGUAAAUUCAAUCUGC
This is a messenger RNA of Neofelis nebulosa (Clouded leopard), 12571 nucleotides long. It is a transcript of the gene NF1, whose product is annotated as neurofibromin 1. Bases 383 to 9037 code for a protein of 2884 amino acids. Gene Ontology annotation, biological process: regulation of GTPase activity. The transcript has 60 exons. The record is from RefSeq and is a predicted model, not a curated record. Lineage: Eukaryota; Metazoa; Chordata; Mammalia; Carnivora; Felidae.